Acanthoscelides obtectus is the source of this 1648-nucleotide messenger RNA. Lineage: Eukaryota; Metazoa; Arthropoda; Insecta; Coleoptera; Chrysomelidae. The record is from the annotation of a GenBank genome assembly.
AGGCCAUUCCGUAUUCCAGGAAUGGUGAUGAACUGUGAUAAAUAUUAUGAUAGUGAUAUAUUUAUUAUAAUUUCAAUUUUGAAUUACAUUCUGUAUUUGCUAUUUCUGUUGGGUACAUAUUUUACGAACAUAUCUAUUUUUAGCUAAGAUGUGAAUGCACUUUCCUCGUUUUUACGUAUUUUACAGAACUGCUGUCCGGAAACUUUUAGGUUUUCUUUCAAAAUCACUGUCCAAAUAUUUUUAUCAAGCUUUUGAGGGAGGAGACUCCCAAUUUCAGGAUUGGCCCAAGUUAUAGACCUCCCAAGAGUGAUAAACGUGAUAUAACAGAUAGCUGUUCCAAAAGAAUGUUCUACCUGGAUAGCUGGAUUAAUGUUUAUGGAUAAAGGUUGAACAGGAACAAUAGAAACAUGUUAAGAAUGAUUGAAAGUCCCGACUUAUAGUAUGCUGCAAUACAAGAAAACAUCAAACAUCAACAUUUUUACAGGAUGAAUCUGUGGAUGAUAGUAGUAUGGUCUACUAUCAAUAUAUUGAUGAAGAUUUACGAAAUACUUAUAGCCAGGUUCCAAGCAAAAUCUUCUAUAAGUGUUCACGAUUUUCAUACAACUUUUGAAGAAAUUCAGGGACAUAAUUGGAAAACUAACACUCUGAGGCCAAAAGUUAUACUUCUUCACACUCUUGAAGAUGAUUACGGCCUGGUACAUGCAGAAUGAACAUCAAUUAAAUUGAUAAUUGAAAUAAUGAAGAGGUUAAUAACUGUGGCAUACUGGCGGAUUAUAGUUUGUCGAUUGUACAAAUGAACCCACAUUUGUGAAACGACUUGGUUUCUUCACCUGAUACAAUUAAUCUUAGCAGUGUAACAUGGAGACACAUCUGUGCAUUUUAUAAGAAAAUGAAGGACCACAGCAAUGGAGCACAUAAACACCAAAAAGGGGAGCCCGUAGAAGUUAGAUAUUUAAUGAAAUAUUGAACUGUAAUAGGAAUUCAAAACAUCAAGUAAAUACAGCCGAAAGAGGUUUUUUUGGUAGAGUUUUCCUCAGAUAUCGGCUUGCUUUCACUUUAACGUUAACGACUGUCCAACUCUCCCACCCGUCGAAUUGGCAGGUGUUUGAUAGGAUAGCUCAUCAAAUAAUAUGGAAAAAAUCGUUCUUGAUCUGAUUGUUCGUAUUCUAAAAUUGUCCACUUUAAAUACGACACCACUGAAUCUGUCUGAACUCUCGGUCCAAGACGAUUUUCUUUCGUUGCUUGGGUUUCGAGGUAAUAGAUCUCGUAAGUUUUCUGUUCUUUAGCGCUUAAAUUCUCAAUUUCCUUCUGGUGGCUAUUUAGAUUCCUGGUGACAUAAUUAUGACUUCAUUAUGGAUCAAUUUAGCAUCUCCCAACAUCUUAUUAAUAUUUUGUUCUAAUGAAACUACCUCAGUCUCUCGAUCUUAUACAACGUAUCUAAUUCAUAUCUCUAGUUCUUCUUCCAUAUUCGACGAGCUAAUCCUUUGAAUUGAAGUUUGAAUUUUUAAUUAAUCAUAACAAAAUCAGUUCAAUUUCAUCCUUGAUAGUUACUCAUUUGGCUGACAGAGUAACUCAACUAAACAUCCCAGUGUUUUCUUUUCUCGAGUAAUCUUUUUAUGUUGAGAGUUAAUAAACGGGUGAUCUUCAA